This is a messenger RNA of Coniophora puteana RWD-64-598 SS2, 1625 nucleotides long. RefSeq lists its product as uncharacterized. The transcript is spliced from 5 exons. Lineage: Eukaryota; Fungi; Basidiomycota; Agaricomycetes; Boletales; Coniophoraceae. The coding region runs from base 321 to 1625 and encodes 434 amino acids. The record is from RefSeq and is a predicted model, not a curated record.
GUUAUUGUUCACAAAGCGACAAUACGUGGUGUCUAGCCUAUUGUUCUAGCUGUGGCCGCUGUGAAAAAAGGUUCAACAGGACAAUAGAAGGCGAUAGAUGAUAAUACAAAGUCACUUCACAUGCGGCGUGAUGAUGAAGGACAAUUAGCAGACGCUUUCGCGCACGAAUAACAGGAAGCUCUUUCCCGUCGUGUCGGACGCUUGUGUAAAGACGUUAAAAGGCUUGUAAAAGGUGCAACUACGGGGCCUACCCCAAGGUGGCUCCUGAGUCCCUGCACCUCUUCGCCAUCGUUUCUACCAGACUUAGGUGCCCAAUAUCAAUGCAGGCCACCGAAAGCAGUGUACAGCCCGGAACUGAUGCCACCGGAAGCAGUGUACAGCCUAAAAUAUGGUGUCGCUCCUCGCUCAAUUACCGUUGUUCUUUAUACCAACAAGCUCAACGGAGAUAUUGGGUGGAGGGGUCUUUGUACACUUUCCUCGGCGAGAUCUUUUUCCCCCUUUGCAAGCAGAUGCCCCUCAGUGGCAAUGGUUCUUGUAUGCUCGGUGCCUUUCAGGACCCCGUGACAGCAAACGAUGUGCCACCUCCUCCCAGGAAAGCUAAGAAGUUGAACCCAGAGGUCGCGAACGUCUCGGAGGACAUGGAGAAUGCAGAGGACGUAGAGGAUGUGGAGGAUGCAGAGGAUGCAGAGGAUGCAGAGGAUGCAGAGGAUGCAGAGGAUGCGGAGGACGCGGAGGACGCAGAGGAUGCGGAGGGCGUGGAGGUUCUGGAGGCCCUGGAGCUCCCGGAGAGCAGUCUAAUCCCAGACCCAUCUAAGAGACAGGGAAAACUUAGUGUCAGUAUCCCAGACUUUUGCUUCUAUCUUUCUCGGGAGGAAGAAGACUCAACAGCUCUUGGGGGAGAGACUUGGGAAGAGAUGGGCUACUAUGUAGAGUCGAAGCGACUCUGCGUCCCGGACUGGACCGCUGCGGGUGUCGGGCAAGAGUUUGUUUACGAGGUCAAAAAGGCCAUUCCUCAGCUUGACAAGCAAGCUAAACUCAUGUUUGACCGGUACCCAUCGGCCAAGUUUAUGUUUGCGUUUCUCACCAUUGGGCCGAAGUUCAAUCUGCUUCAAUACACCUCUCGCCCCUUGGCCUCGGUUUCAAACAGAACGAACGAGCAUGGACUCAAACCGCCCCAGGUUGUGAUCUGGAACACUUUCAUUUUUGAAGACUUGACGCUCAAAACACUCAACCCGCUAUUCUUGUAUGCCAUCGAUCUAAUCACGCUUGAGUUGGGCCUCGACCCCGCACUUGAUCUCAUUCCGCCGCAGCUUACUGAUAUACAAGAGGGAGCCCGGAGGACGGGGCAGGACACUGUCAACAAAGCCUCCAACUCGAAUGUACAACUCCGGAAUCAGGUCAAUCACAACAUGGAGUGCGCGCUGCCAGACGAUCCCCUGCCAAAGACCAGGGCUGCAAAAGAAGAAGCCAAGGCCUACUCAGGGACAAAGGUCAAGGCUUAUGUAAGCGGGCGUCUCGUCAACGCACGUCGCCGCCGUAGUCUUUUCCCUCAGUCUUCGUGUUCGACACUCGGGACUGAGGUUAGCUACAACAAUACAGUCUUCGUGUUCGACACUCGGGACUGA